AUGGAAGUUACUUUAUGCCUUGAACGAAUUCGAGAUGGUGAAAAACGCCAAACAUCGUUCGUUGGAAAACCCCAACUCGAAGCAGGAAAGUUGUGGUUGUUCACCUCUCCAUCUCGUCCCUUAAUUUUGAUGAAUUGCUGUAGUUACAAGUUUUACACGAAUUUAGAAACGUUUGUUGAAACAUUCAGUCAUGAAGGAAUGUCCGAAACUGGAGCGGUUAAAUACUUAGAUGGAGUUAUGGAAAAUUGUAAAAGGAAAGGAUCAUUUCAUUUCCAUUUUCCAUGCCAUUGCUCUCUUCAACCGCACGACUUUUGGAGUUUAAUUGCACAUAUUAACAUUGCCGAGGUACAAAUCAUAAUUAAGCAAACAUGUAGUUUGCAGAGACAUUUGAAUAAAGGAAAGAAUAUGAAAGUACCAUCAGCAAUGCUUUAA
Messenger RNA from Clunio marinus, 432 nucleotides. The record is from the annotation of a GenBank genome assembly. Lineage: Eukaryota; Metazoa; Arthropoda; Insecta; Diptera; Chironomidae.